AUGAGCGCCGAUUUCCGCCGCGUUAUCGGCGAUGAGGAGAUGCGCCUCUUCGCCGAUCUCACCGGCGACACCAACCCGCUCCACUUCGACGACGACUUCGCCGAACGCUCGCGCUUCGGCGGGCGAAUCGUGCACGGCAUGUGCACCGCAGCAUUGAUCUCGACGGUCAUCGGCACCCGCCUGCCGGGGCCGGGGUGCAUCUACUUGUCCCAGACGCUCCGCUUCACGGCGCCGGUCAGGCCCGGCGACGAGAUUGUGGCGCGGGCGGUGGUGGAUCGUCUCAUUCCGGAGCGCCGGCGCGUCGAGUUCGAGACCACCUGCUCAGUCGGCGACCAGAUCGUGCUCGCCGGCCGCGCGCUCGCCCAGUCCCUUCCCGCCGGAGGCCGGCUUAGCGGGGGGCCUGUGGGCCUAGAUGGCUCGCAUCCUUGA
Geodia barretti is the source of this 429-nucleotide messenger RNA. Lineage: Eukaryota; Metazoa; Porifera; Demospongiae; Tetractinellida; Geodiidae. The record is from the annotation of a GenBank genome assembly.